AUGACACUGCGAGUAAUUUGUGUCGGCGCAGGCAUAGCAGGCCUCUCUGCGGCGGUUGCACUCCGCAAACAUGUGUCAAGAAUUAUCCUCCUUGAAGCGGCUGAAGGAGUAGAGACGAUGAAUGUUCGCGCUGCGGGCAUUGCUCUACUAUCAUGCGGCUCGCAUGUCUUGAAGGAAACUCUUGGCCUCGACCCAGUUGAGCAUGUCAACGCCGUUCAACUAGAGUCGAUCAAGAUGCUGAAAUGGAAGGACGGGUCGCUUGAACGAGAAAUUCCAGCCGCCCGAAACGACUGGUACACUGUGCAUCGGGCAUCACUACUCGAUGCGCUGCGUGAAAAGGCAACGUCCUCGGUGGGAGAGGGAGCGCCAGCACGAUUUCUGUUUGGGAAGAAAGUUGUCGCCGUAGAUGUCGAAGCCGGCAAGGUCACAACUCAUGAUGGUUCAACCUAUGAAGCUGAUCUCAUUAUCGGCGGCGAGGGCGUGCGCAGCAUCACCCGUAAAGCCAUUGUCGCAGAAACCACCGUCCAGCCAUCAGGACUGAGCGUUUACCGCUGGAUAAUGAGCCCUUCCAGCUGGGAGCAUCUUUCCGAAAAGCACAAGACAGUCCUGAAUCCCCUCGUUGGACCGAACGCAAGGCACCUCUGCGUGAUAGACUCCCCGGACAAGCGGCUCGUUCUGUACCGCUGCCACACAUCAGGCUUGCUAAACGGCGCAUUCACCGUACCAGAUUACUUCCUCCCCAACACAUCCGAGGACUGGGCCUACUCUGGAUCCGUCGAUCACCUGCGCCCCUUAACAGAGGACCUCCCUGAGCCGAUGAGAAACCUGAUGAGAUGCGUAUCAUCCUGCGGGCUAUGGCAGCUGCGGAAGCAAGCGCCCCUGCGGACGUGGAAUAAAGGAAAGGCAAUCAUCCUCGGCGACGCGGCCCAUCCCAUGCUGCCCUUUCAAGCCAUGGCUGGCUCGCUGGCAAUGGAAGACGCAGAAGCACUGGCGUAUCACUUGAACGAGGUUGGAUGGCAGGCCGAUCGGGUACCUGAGGCGUUGUCCCAGGUGUUCUGUACUCGAUUUCUACGGUGCUCGUUGAUUCAGCACUUUGCCAACAACAGUUCUUUUGGGAAUGAGUUUAUGGAAGAGGCGGAGCGGUGGUCGUUGGAGAGGGCGGGUAGGAAUGGUGAUGACAUGGUGCCUGUUUCGAAGGCGGUUGAUGAUGUUGUGCAGAGGGAUAUUGCGAAGAAGGUUGCUGAGACGGUUGCCAAGGUGGAUGUGCGUGCGGCAUCGGGUUGGAUUACGAAUUAUAAGUUGCGGGAGUUUUUGGAGAAUGGGGGGGAGUAUAUAUUGGAGAGGCCGUAUGUUUAG
Molecule: messenger RNA, 1356 nt
Organism: Pochonia chlamydosporia 170
Lineage: Eukaryota; Fungi; Ascomycota; Sordariomycetes; Hypocreales; Clavicipitaceae
Product: FAD binding domain-containing protein
Exons: 2
Coding region: 1-1356 (451 amino acids)
Molecular function (GO): monooxygenase activity; FAD binding
Source: RefSeq, a predicted model, not a curated record